UGAGUGAUGUUGUUUGGUUUGGUAAAUUGAAAUUCACAGAGACUGAAUUCAUUAUGAACAUGGAUCCUCAUAAUCUUGAAGAGAGACAAAUAAUCCAAGGUAAUGUUUCGUUAAUCAAUUAUGAUAGUGAAGAUAUUUUUGGUAACAUACCCUAUAGAGUUGAUGGAAAUAAUGUCAAAGUGACUAGCUCUAAAACUACUUAUAGUGUGAUAUUAGAGUAUCAAGAUAAGAAAAUAGGGUUCGGAUUGGUUUUCAAAGAACCAAUGAAGGCUGAUGAAUUCAAUAUUGCGUUGCAAAAGUUUAGAAAGGAUGCUAAAGCUGCAUUGAAAACACAUGAUGAUUUCGUGAAUGAUCUGGAGCAAGGUGUUCAAAGUUUGAAAUUGGAUCAAGAAAGUCCCUCAGAAGUUAAGACAGAAGAAUUUUUGCCUGAGAAUGACAUCAAAAAGGUUGCCGAACCUGAUACAGAAGAAAGUGAUUUGGAAUUUGGUGAUUUUGUCACUAGUGAAACUUGAGGAUUGAACUAGAAAAAAUAAUCAGGUUCAAAAAACUUCCUAUAGAAAGCACUCUAUCUUUCAGAUAGCAAAUGGAGGAUCAUAAUCAGAAAAAAGCAGAAUAACAGCCUUCACCCAAAGUGAAGUCUGAUGUUUCAAAAAAAGAAAAAGAUGAGCAAAACAGGAUAUUCACACUCAAAACUCCACUCAAUUCCAAUAGAAGUUUAUUCACUUCAUGUUCAUACUCAUAUACAUAUUCAA
Molecule: messenger RNA, 752 nt
Organism: Hansenula anomala
Lineage: Eukaryota; Fungi; Ascomycota; Saccharomycetes; Phaffomycetales; Wickerhamomycetaceae
Exons: 5
Coding region: 60-512 (150 amino acids)
Source: RefSeq, a predicted model, not a curated record